This is a messenger RNA of Bubalus bubalis (water buffalo), 3404 nucleotides long. RefSeq names its product leucine rich repeat and fibronectin type III domain containing 3 (gene LRFN3). The coding region runs from base 1115 to 3154 and encodes 679 amino acids. Gene Ontology annotation, molecular function: protein binding. The transcript is spliced from 5 exons. Lineage: Eukaryota; Metazoa; Chordata; Mammalia; Artiodactyla; Bovidae. The record is from RefSeq and is a predicted model, not a curated record.
CCGGCCCGCCUGCCCGGCCCCCGCCCGGCCCCCGCCCCGGCCCCGGCGGGGGAGGGGUCUCUGAGCGCGGCCCCUCCCCCCUGCGUCCCGGCCGUUGCUGCGGUGCCCCCACCCCUCGUGUCCCUGUCUGUCCGUCUGUCCGCGCCCAGGCCUCGCCCCACCCCGGCCCCCGGGGCUGCCUGGCCGCUCCCCCCCCACCGCAGCCGCCCCCCCUCCCUCUGGACCAGCCCCCGCUGCAUCCCGCGAAGCGAGUGGAGACGCCACCGCCCCACAACCAGGACCCGCACCCCGAAAUUGGGGAGCCUGCACCCCGAGAUUGGAUCCAGAGAUCUGGAAACCUGAGCCUUGGAGCCUGAUUUGGGGCUGGGACCCCAGGACCUGGAGCCUGAACAGCAGUAUUUGGGGCUGAAAUCGCAACAUCAGUCCCUGGGACCCCAAGAUUUGGAGCUGGAACCCCAAGAAUUGGAAUAUGUACCCCAAUAUUUGGAGCCUGAACCUCGAGAUUUGGCAUCUGAAUCCCCAAAUUUGGAGCUGAGCUCUGAGUUCUAUGCCUGGGACAUUCAAAUCUGGGACUGGAUUCUCAUUUCUACACCCUGGAGCCUACUAUUUGAGACUCGAACCCUGAAAUUUAGGCCUCAGAGACCAAGAUCUGAACCCUGGCAUUGCAAAGGGCCUACCUGAGUUUGGGCCUGAAAUCCUUGCUGCUAAGCUGAAUGCUGAAAUUUGGGGUGAAUCUUGACUCAGCACCCCAAUAUCUAAACCCAGAACCCUAGCAUCAAAUCCCAAGAUUGGGCUUGGGACUCAGAUCUUGGACUCUCCAUCUGUCUGUUUAGCAUCUCGAGGCUGGAGCUGGGAGACGGUGACUCCGGGCAACCCAAAUUGGGGCCUGGGUCCCUAAAAUUGGGCCCUUAAGAGGCCCAAUAUUUGGAGAUCUAAGACCCUAAGUAUCAAGGUCUGGAGAUUCUUUGGCCAUAAAUCUGAGCAGAGACACAACAGACAGAGGCUUUGGGAGCAGGGAAGGCAUGACCAGGCACCCCCUCCAGAGCCCUGACCCCAGACCCCUCGGAGCUUGAAGAUUCUUGCUCCCUGGGGCGGCUUCCAGCUCAGGGAACAGAUGUCCCUUCACAAGAGUCUACCUCGAACACUGUGGACAUUUGGCCAGCCCUGCCCCUCUCUGACCUCCUCAUCCCCAGCUGAUGGCAUCUCCAGCAGGUCGCCCCUGCCCGCGAUGGCCGUCCUCCCGCUGCUCCUCUGCCUGCUGCCGCUGGCCCCUGCCUCAUCUCCACCCCAGCCAGCCUCACCCAGCCCGUGUCCCCGUCGGUGCCGCUGCCAGACACAGUCCCUGCCCCUAAGCGUGCUGUGCCCGGGGGCAGGCCUCCUUUUCGUGCCACCCUCGCUGGACCGUCGGGCGGCCGAGCUGCGCCUGGCAGACAACUUCAUCGCGACUGUGCGGCGCCGGGACCUGGCCAACAUGACAGGCCUGCUGCACCUGAGCUUGUCCCGCAACACCAUCCGCCAUGUGGCUGCCGGCGCCUUCUCAGACCUGCGCGCCCUGCGCGCGCUGCACCUGGAUGGCAACCGGCUGACCUCGCUGGGCGAGGGGCAGCUGCGCGGCCUGGUCAACCUGCGCCACCUCAUCCUGAGCAACAACCAGCUGGCGGCCCUGGCGGCCGGGGCCCUGGACGACUGCGCCGAGACACUGGAGGACCUCGACCUCUCCUACAACAACCUGGAGCAGCUUCCCUGGGAGGCGCUGGGCCGCCUGGGCAAUGUCAACACGCUGGGCCUCGACCACAACCUACUGGCUUCCGUGCCCGCCGGCGCCUUUUCCCGCCUGCACAAGCUGGCACGGCUGGACAUGACCUCCAACCGCCUGACCACCAUCCCGCCGGACCCGCUCUUCUCCCGCCUGCCGCUGCUGGCCCGGCCCCGCGGCUCGCCCGCUUCCGCCUUGGUGCUGGCCUUUGGCGGCAACCCCCUGCACUGCAACUGUGAACUGGUAUGGCUGCGGCGGCUGGCGCGGGAGGAUGACCUGGAGGCCUGUGCCUCCCCGCCGGCCCUGGGCGGCCGCUACUUCUGGGCAGUGGGUGAGGAGGAGUUUGUGUGCGAGCCCCCCGUGGUGACCCACCGCUCGCCACCCCUGGCCGUGCCUGCUGGUCGGCCAGCCGCCCUGCGCUGCCGGGCGGUGGGGGACCCCGAGCCCCGCGUGCGGUGGGUGUCACCCCAGGGCCGACUGCUGGGCAACUCCAGCCGAGCGCGCGCCUUCCCCAACGGGACACUGGAGCUGCUGGUCACCGAGCCGGGAGAUGGUGGCAUCUUCACGUGCAUCGCAGCCAACGCAGCUGGCGAGGCCACGGCUGCUGUUGAGCUGACCGUGGGUCCCCCACCGCCCCCUCAGCUAGCCAACAGCACCAGCUGUGACCCCCCGCGGGACGGGGAGCCUGAUGCCCUCACCCCGCCCUCUGCCGCUUCUGCCUCUGCCUCUGCCAAGGUGGCUGAGGCUGGGCCCCCUACUGACCGUGGUGUCCAGGUGACGGAGCAUGGUGCCACAGCGGCUCUCAUCCAGUGGCCAGAUCAGCGGCCUAUGCCAGGCAUCCGCAUGUACCAGAUCCAGUACAACAGCUCAGCCGACGACAUCCUCGUGUACAGUCAGUCCUGGAAAUCCAACAAGCUUUUCUCCAUUCCAUUUCAAAGACAGCCAUCCUCAGUCGAUUCCACAGAGGGCCCACACCUGAAAAUCACACAAGUCCCAUCCACCUUGCUGGGCGAGAAUGAUCCCGGCCGAGAGCAGCUCCUUCCUGUUGACGGACCUGGCGUCAGGCCGCACCUACGAUCUGUGCGUGCUCGCCGUGUUCGAGGACAGCGCCACGGGGCUGACCGCCACACGGCCGGUGGGCUGCAACCGUUUCUCCACCGAGCCGGCGCUGCGGCCCUGUGGGGCCCCGCAUGCGCCCUUCCUGGGCGGCACCAUGAUCAUCGCGCUGGGGGGUGUCAUUGUGGCCUCCGUCCUGGUCUUCAUCUUCGUGCUGCUCAUGCGCUACAAGGUGCACGGCGGCCAACCCCCCGGCAAGACCAAGGCUUCCGCGCCUGUCAGCAGUGUGUGCUCCCAAACCAACGGCGCCCUGGGCCCCACGCCGGCCCCGCCAGCCCCUGAGCCCACUGCACCCAGGGCCCACACCGUGGUCCAGCUGGACUGUGAGCCGUGGGGGCCCAGCCACAAACCCAUGGGACCCUAGCUUCGCGCCCACCUCUACGGCCCAGAAGGGCCCCCCCGCCGGGGUGGCAGGACCCAGACACCCCGUGGGACCUGGCCUGGGACUCACCAAAUUGCUCACGGUUUUUAAAACUCUGACGGGGAGGGUGUCGGGGGCACCGGGCACAACAAGAAAGUCCUAUUUUUCUAA